AUGAAUCCAUCCUUCUUCAUCAUCAUGACGACGCACAAUGUCGCACCCAUGACGAUGAGAAGAUCUUCGGGGAAGCUGCUUGGAGUGUUCUCUAUGAUGCUCUUUUCCUUGUUGUUAUUUGUAAUUGCAGCUACAACGAUGAGAAGCAACGUUGUGGAGGCUAUCUUACAAAGUGAAGCCAAUACAUAUGAUUGGAUGAAAGAGAAUAUUGGAAGAGUCAUGAUGGUGGAGUCAGGAUUUUCUAACAAGGCUUUAAUAGUGGUUGCUAGUAAUAUGGGUGUUUUAGCUGGGUUAAAUGUGCGAACAGGAGAAUUGUUGUGGAGAAGAGUAUUUAAUGAAGAUGAAAGUAUCGAAAACAUCUACUCAGCAGGUUUUGAUAAGAUUGUUUCUUUGUCUAUUAACCCAGUCUCCAACAAGCGGUAUAUUAAAUUAUGGAGUGCUUUGGAUGGAUCUUUAAUAUUCGAUAGAGUCUCUGAAUCUAAUUUUAAUGAUGCCUUGACAACAUCUGGGCUUUUAGUUGUUUCUACUGGAAAUUCUCUCUCUUCUAAAGAUUUAAAGAAUGGUGCUGAAAAGUGGAAGAUAACAUCCAAAGACGAAAGCGUUUUUGCAAAGCUUUUUUAUGCUGGACAACAGUUAAAUGUCGUCCAAAUUGGAUCUGCUGAUUCUAGUAAGAAACCAGUGGUGAUACAGAGCAUAAAUGUUGAAAAUGGUGCUCUGACCACCCAAAAAACAUUCCAAGUUGAUAUUGAUGAUAUUUCACAGCUCAGCCUUGUUGCGAAUAAUGAGAAAGUAUGCUUUAAGACUUCUUCCAAGCUUUCCUGCUUGGUUUUAAGCACAGGCAACAUUAAUGAAGAAACUAUCAGCAAAGAGCAAGCACGUUCAAAGCUCAUUUUGGAUCAAAAUAAGUUCUACUUUGAAGAUGAGUUUGGAGUUAAAACUACAAAAGAAGGUCAACAAUAUAUUACAUCUCCAGUAUUACAACUUGGAGGUUCCUCGUAUUUUGCUACAGUGGAUAGUCAAGAUACAGACUCAGCUCAUGUGUCUGUUAAAAAGAGUUCUGGAGAGACUGUAUCUCAAUUUAAGCUUGAGCUUUCUCGUAGCAAUCAUGGAAAAAUCCAAAGAAUUUUCUUACAGCUCUUCAUGAACCAAGAGGCAAAUAACCAAUUAAUUUAUAGAUUUAUUGUGGUUUGUGAGGAUGAAUCAAUGAUAGGAUACAAAGAAAAUCAAAAGGUGUGGACAAGAGAAGAAGCCCUUGCGUCUGUAGAUGAUAUUAAGUUUGUUGAAUUUCCAGUCCAUCACACUUUAAAGCCUGAAAGUAGCGCACCUUCGUUUGUUAAUAGAUUACGUUUACAACUAGAGCAAUUGUCAGAAAUUGUUCAAAAGGUGUCUUCAUAUGUUAAUCAAUUGAUAGGCAAGAACAACUCCGAAGUCACCAAAGUUGAAGACGAAAGCCUAAAGUUUGUUCAAGACAGACUCGGAUUUCAAAAACUUCUGCUUGUCAAGACUAAAAUUGGAAAGCUUUUUGGCUUGCACUCUUCUGAUGGUCAUAUUGUUUGGUCACUCUUUGUACCACCAAUUGUUGAGAAGGAGAUUGACACCAAAGAUUUUAAACAUCACUUAUUUAUUACUAAGGAGCAAGUACUCAAGGAUGAUGUUAAAAUAAGAUCAGAGGCCACAAUUUUCAUAGUUGGAAAAACCAAAUCAGUUGCUCUUGUGCUUGAUGCUUUGAAUGGAAAGCAACUCACAAAAUCAUUACUUGGAUUCUCAUUCAACAACGUGGUGUUAAUUCCUACCACUACAGAGGGAAGAAUUCAUCCACUUCUUUUAAUUGAUGAUGAACUUAAUGUCAAAAUAUUUCCAGAAACAAGCGAUACUAUUAAGGUUGUAAAAUCUUUCCCGCUCAGCAUUCACUUUCAUACCAGAAACAUCAAAGAAGGCAAAUUAUAUGGCUAUGCAUGGAAUGUUAAUGAAACAAAAGCUUCACAGACAUGGUCUAUUUCUCUGGGCACAUCAAUUGCAUCCUUUGCUUCUCCACCAUCUUUAUUGAAUCAACAUAUUUACACUGGCAUCAUUGUUACAGCAUCCGGUAACGUAAUGUAUAAGUAUUUGAACUCAGGAAUGUUUGCAGUUGCCACUAUUGAAAAAGAAAGCCCUUCAGCGGAAUAUCCAGUUCUUCGUGUUUAUAUUAUUGAUGGAGCAACCGGAGAAAUUUUAUAUCAAAUCCAUCAUGAGGAUGCAUCUGGACCUGUUAACAUGGUCAUGGAUGAAAAUACUCUUCUUUAUCACUAUACCAAUGCCAGGCAAAUGAGAUAUGAGUUGACAUCAUUGGAAUUAUUCAAUAAUGGAACCGAAUUCCAAAAGAAAGACUUUUUGUCAAUCCUUAUGGAAAAGUUUUCAACCUCAAAGGAGAGCGGUGUCUUUUCAUCGUUUGGAUACAGCAAACCAACUGUGAGAAAGAAUAGCUAUAUUUUCCCUUAUGGAAUUAAAUCAAUUGGUAUUACAAAGACAACUAUUGGAGUCACAAACAAGCAAUACAUUGUCUCAAUGACCAAUGACCAAAUCUAUCUUCUUGAUAAAAAGAUGGUAGAUGCUCGCAGACCAAGAAAUCCAGCACUUGCUCCAGAUGAAAUUGCAGAGGGCUUACUUCCUUACAAUCCUUAUGUUCCAUAUGUGUCACUCAAUGUUGCAAAUUAUAACAAACCUGUUCACCGAAUACGUCUAAUUCAAACUAGUCCAUCAGUUCUUGAAUCAACCACUCUUAUGCUCUCGUCAGGUUUGGACGUUUUCUUCACACGGUUAUCACCUUCUAAGAAGUUUGACAUUUUGAACGAAGACUUUAAUCAUGCAAUGCUAAUUCUGUCAACUUUGAGUCUCUUAGUGCUUGUAUUUGUUGCUCGUUGGUUGGUCAAUAAGAAGGAUCUCCAACUCAAAUGGAGCAUGUAA
Naegleria fowleri is the source of this 2943-nucleotide messenger RNA. RefSeq lists its product as uncharacterized. The coding region runs from base 1 to 2943 and encodes 980 amino acids. The transcript has 4 exons. Lineage: Eukaryota; Heterolobosea; Eutetramitea; Acrasida; Naegleriidae. Gene Ontology annotation, molecular function: protein binding. Gene Ontology annotation, cellular component: EMC complex. The record is from RefSeq and is a predicted model, not a curated record. Gene Ontology annotation, biological process: protein folding in endoplasmic reticulum.